AUGACUCAAAGGCUUCAUAAAAUCUAUGGUACUAACCGACAAAAGCCAAAUUGUGACUCUUCACCGAGACCAGAAGUCUCAUUUGAAGACGCCGAGAAAAUGUCAAUCGAACGAGAAAAGAUUCGAAACAACUACGCUGUAAAGUAUCCGGAAGAUUCAAGAGAGUUUAGCAAUUGUUAUCACGGGCAUAAGGUAAACGAUCCAUUGCAUAUUGCUGCUUCUCAUGUUGGGUGUGCCGCAGAGCCAGAGAAGAAAGCUUUAAAGAGCGGUAUAAAGAAACCAGCGAUACUUUCCUUUCCGUCCUUCGUGCCGGGCUCCGGUCUCUGCUGGAGUCCUUCUCUUGAACGAUCUACUGAAAAUAUCCAAGAGAAGGAGCAACUUGUAUGUAGGCGAUGCAGAAAUUGCAAACAAACCUUCGUGUCGGAAAGAGGGCGCGUGUACAAGGAUAACAUAAUGCGAUUUUCUGACAUCAGCACCAUGACCCCUUGUCUAAAUGAUGCUGCCUGCGGCCCUCCCAUAGAAGCAUCUCAUUCCUCCAGUAUAUCACUGUCUAUGUCUAACGUAGCGGUUCGUGACGAGCCCGAGCCCCAAGUGCGUUUCACCCCCAGUCCUACCGUCAGGAGUAUAGACGAUGACGCCAGCUUUAACUUUGAUUAUUAUGAGCAAAGACCGGUGGAAAUUACCGAAUGCUAUGACGAAGUUUACCAAAGAGGCGCUAUCGAAUAUACGAAGUCGCGGCGAACCAUCCUGCCCAAAUGUUCAAAUCUGAAUGAGAUCGGUGAAAAAUUCACAGAACCUAGAAAAAACUUAUACAACGAGGGAAUUAGCGAUACGAUAGCCGAAAACUUCUCCGGUCGCUGUCCGUUAACUAACAGAAUACAGAUUAGCGAGAAAAGAGGGUACAGUAAAACUUCUGUUUUCGGUAAAAAUGCUGAAAUUCCAUUCGCGCAUCGAAAUCGCUCGAAAUAUCACUCCGAUUGCAAGACUGAGCUGAAAAAGAAGCCGCUCCGUUGCGGAGUAUUGAGGAAGGAAGAAGUAAGGUUAGCUGCGGAACCUAAAGCGAUGCGAUUCUGCCAACCUGGAGCUACGGAUCGAUGUGACGUGCAGCCUUGCAUCAGGAUGCCGAGGAAAGUUUUGAGCUCGGAGCGCAAUAUCGACUCGUUUAUACUAAGUCAAAGUAUACGUCCUAAAUUUUUUUGA
Molecule: messenger RNA, 1200 nt
Organism: Leptosia nina
Lineage: Eukaryota; Metazoa; Arthropoda; Insecta; Lepidoptera; Pieridae
Source: the annotation of a GenBank genome assembly